CGUUGUUAAUUUCUUCUCGUAUUCUCCAACCAUUUUUUUCCUCCUUCUCUUAUCCACCCUUCUCUUUUUUGGCUUUGCCCCAAUUACAGAUCUUCUUCGCCGAGUUGAGGACAAAAUACACACAUGAACAUGAACAUGAACAUGCGUAGCUUGAGCACCAUUUUUGCUGCCCUGCUUAUAGCAAGCUACGUGCUAUCGUUCGCCUCACAGUGUGGAGCUGUCUCAAAAGCGCAAAUGACAAUCCAAGGAGGAAUAUCAUCAGUUGGUGAAGAACAAGAAAAAUCCCCUGAUGAUAAUCUUUCUUUGGAAACUCGUAGUAGUGAGGAAAAUCAAAUGACUACUACUUCUACUAUUUUAUACAGAACCCUGUAUCCAUUCGAGUCCGGCCCUGCACCUGGUGAAGGGCAUUCUUAAGUGAUGUAUCGUUGUUUGAUUAUGUACUCCGCUGUUUAGUGCAUCUACAAAUAAAUAUAAGGGAAUGUCGAUGAAAAUAUUUUGCCACCUCAUCACGUACUGCUUAGCCCGCAUAUAUACUUCGGAUGGGUACGUAAUUUUGUCGAAUCAUUCCCUGGGUUUUUGUGUUUUUUUUUUUGGCAACCAGGGUAAUUGGUAAUAAAAAAUUAUGUCGAAAUAGUCACGAAAAAAAAUACAUGAUUGGUCACAAAAUAAUAUGAGAACCAACCAAUUCAUAUCUCAUUUACCAACUAAAUGAUUAAGUCACAAGAGCCAUUAUUUAAAACCAAAAAAUUUGGUUACAAAACUAUUCUUUAUAACUAAUGUAAUUAUCAUUAAGUAACCGAAAAUAUUGAUUAUGAAACUCUUAUCCUAACCAAUUUUUCAUGGUCACCAUAUAGUCUAAAUAUAAAAGUCAUUUUGGUUGUGCAAAGUAUAUAAUGUAACCAAUUUAUUUAUUAAAAAAUAACCAUUUUUAUUGUCAAAAAAAUUCUUUCCGACCAAUGUUUAUGGUUUUAAAAUGUUCAAAAUGACUACUAAUUGGGACGAAAUGCAACCAAUUUAGCCCAUUUUUAACAAUUGAAUCAUAAUGAUAACAUUAUAUUACCAACCAAAUACCAAUUCACAUGAGUCAAUAGUUUUAAUUCAUAAAUUAAAAAAAAUCAAAACACAAAAAGAUCAUAACUAAAAUCUUCCAAAGAAAGGACAUUCAAAUCUCUUUUGGCUUUAGAGGAUUCCUAACUUAUGCAGUUGACCUGACGGAACGCGUUAGCGUGGUUACUCAAUUUAGAGUAAUCACGAUGACUAUCAACAUCUGAACCAUUGGUUAUUAAAAUUUCAGCUUAUUUUUAAAUAUAUGGUAAAAAUUAGAUUAAGGGUAUUUUGUAAAAAAAAAAUACACUCCUGGUUACAAUCUUUUAAAAUGUAAAUUUCUAUAUAUUAUAGUAAAACCCUACCAUCGCCUCUCUCCGACACCGCCGUUUCCAUCUUUUCCCAGCAAUCCCAUCCACUUCCCUCCCGCCGUCUCUCCUGCCGCAGUUCACCAAAGUUGGUAAGAAACAAAUUGGGGCAAUAAUAAAUGGCCCAAAGGCAAAUUCUGACCAAAUUAAUUGGUUAAUAUAUCAACCUAAAAAACGUCUCUUCCUUUUAUUCAUUACAACAUGAAAUAAUAAGUUGCCAAAAGGAAAAAUAAAGAACAGAAGAAUAUAAAAUUUUGAUAACUAAUAAAUUUUGUUAGGAAAAUAUCUUUUCGUCAUGCCAAUUUAAUUUGGUUUGAAAGAUUCGUUUUUACUAAGCGACCAUUUUAGUAUAUUUAUAUACCAAAAAUGUUAGUUACUUUGAAAAGUAUUAAGGAUUGUAACCAACAAAUUUGGUCAUAAAAAUAUUUCGUUGAUAUAUUACCAAUUAUUUUGGUCAUAAAAAGUUUAAUUUGGU
This is a messenger RNA of Linum trigynum, 1887 nucleotides long. Lineage: Eukaryota; Viridiplantae; Streptophyta; Magnoliopsida; Malpighiales; Linaceae. The record is from the annotation of a GenBank genome assembly.